Messenger RNA from Gopherus evgoodei (Goodes thornscrub tortoise), 6424 nucleotides. It is a transcript of the gene BCL2L15, whose product is annotated as BCL2 like 15. The transcript is spliced from 4 exons. Gene Ontology annotation, cellular component: cytosol; nucleus. The record is from RefSeq and is a predicted model, not a curated record. Bases 2013 to 2564 code for a protein of 183 amino acids. Gene Ontology annotation, biological process: regulation of apoptotic process. Lineage: Eukaryota; Metazoa; Chordata; Testudines; Testudinidae.
AAGUUUCCUCCUCAGGUAGUUCUUGCCCGUGAAUUCCUUAGUUUGUGCUGGUGUCUGGUGUCUCCUCUCAGAGGAGAAGAAUAAAAAUACACAGUUUCCAGAGCCUUUGCAUGACUCUUGAGGAGUCUUAGACUAUGACUCCCUGUAAAAGCAGCUGUCUCCCAAGUGGCCCCUUGUGGCCUUGAGUGGCUCUCCAGUUCUCUGUCUUUAAGCUGUAUCUACACUGCACACUGCUGGCAGCAGCAAGUACUGUACACGUAGCUAUGUGCCCUAGUGAAAACCAGGCUGUGUCCAUGCUGCGGUGUGUAGCUACGCAUGUCAAUUUAAAGGUGCUGGCAGCGAGCCUUCCCGCACUUCCAGAGCCUUUCACUGUGGCAUGAAAAGGCUCCGGCAGCAGGACACAACACCGCUAAAACUAACAGUGUAGCUGAGGGAGGCACUGCUUGGGUAUGCAAAGAGCUGGGUAGGUACAUACUCCAGUGUUUGGACACUGCUGUUUAUACCUGUGCUAGAGGGGCAUGCAGUGUAUAUACUGGAUGUGCUGCCAUAUGGAGUGUGCACUGGAGACAGACCCUUAAUGUUCCUCUUCAGGGCUCCGCAGUAAACUACAUGCAGGCUUCUCUCUGUUCAGCCAUAGCUCCUUAGGGGCUGGGCUUAUUAACUUCAAAAUCCCCAAAUAGUCUAUGAAGUUCAGCUCAACUGGCUGCUUUUAGUAGGCCACUCCCAACCCUUCCUGGAGUGUUUUUGUCUUUUCCCCUGUAGCCUGCACCAGGCACCUCUUGCUCACUGCAGCUCUUACACUCUAUGCCGCUGUUUCUUGUUCCCCUCUCUUCAUAGAGACCAGCUGUCCUCUAUCAUGUGCCGCUGUGAGUUGCGAAAUGAGGCACUGGUGGGCUGAGCCAACUUCCUCCUAAGGCAUGUCUACGCUGCCCCUUCCCCGCCAAAAAAAACAUGGUAGCAAGCCUUAGAGCCGCCAGCAACUGACAUGAGCUCAUGCUACAGGGCUAAAAAGAGCAGUGUAGACGUGCCCACUCAGGCUGGAGCCCCCACUUUUGGGUUUCAGAGCUCGGGCAUCAGCGCAACUAGGAAUGUCUGUGACCAGCUAUUUUUAGCUCCCAGACAGCGGUGGCUGACCCAGGUUCUGAAACUUGCUGCAGUGGCUUUUUGUAUGCAGUGGCAGAUGUACCCUCACUGUCCACCCUGUGACUCUGAGUUAAGAGCCACACCAGGUUAGACUUCCCACACUUAGGGAAUGGCUUCUUCCCUCAUUGCCUUGAAAACCCCUCUUGUGCUGGUGAAGUGGCUGCUCUUGCUACCUUGGGAGCAACAGCGCAGAAUUUGCUGUGAAGUCCACUGACCAUCUUUGUGGAUUGGUUCUCUGCAGUAAGCAAGAAUUCGGCAGGUAUGGUCACGCAAGCAAAACCUCAGCUAAGGCUGCCUGAUAUAGCUGCAGUUAAGCAUAGACUGUAGUCGGGUGUCUCUUAUCACCAGCUUGCAGGACCUUUCGAGUUCACUCAGCCACACCUCUGGGUGAUAGGAGCAUAUUUGCAUUAUGAAAUUAUCAGCAAAAACACCCUUAUACCCUGUCAGCAACUCCUCAUGUUUACACAGUUGCAGGUAACCUGGUUCCAAUCCCUGUGUAGACAUGACCUUUGAGUCCUAGACUCAUUCUAGGCAGGGUAGCUCUUGGUGAAGCAGGGGCUUUGGAAAAACUUCAUUCUGGACAGCUGUGUUUUUUAUAGUAAAUGGUUAUUGUGAAACUUUGCUGUACACAUGUGCAGGGGAGCAAGAGUGAGGGCUGAAAUAGCCUGUCAGUGCUUUACCCUGCCCUGGGGAGGAGGAGUCUCCCUAAGGCACUUGCCCUUGAGAGGGUGUGACGCAUGCUGAGCUGACCGGGAAGGAGGAAGGCUUUCAAAGGUUCUGUGCACAAACCUUACCCAGAAGAGGAACAGCUGCAGGGGCAGCUUGGCUUCUUUUCAAACUUCAGAUAAUCCAAGGGGAGACGUAUUAAAAUGAAGAGCCCUAGGACUUUUGAGGAGCAAACAGAGUGCAUUGUGGAGGCACUUCUCUCUGAUCUCUUAGGGGAAGACGAAGGGUUUGCUCCCCGCAGUCUGGAGACAGACUCUUUUGCUGAGUCACACGCAGGUUGUACCCCCUUUCCCUGCUUUCAAUCUGCUGUCUUAAACCGUGAUCCCUCUGCAGGAGCAGAAGCUUCAAGUAGCUUUGAUUCGGUUAUUAUUGCCAGUCGUCUGCGGAGACUAGGAGACCAAUAUAACGAGGAUCUGGAGCAUCCUGCCCAGCGCAUCAUUGCUGAGGUGGCUAAGGGAAAGGUGGAAGAAUUUGGAGUCAUGGUGGAUUCUCUCAGCAAGAGUUGGAGCAGCCUGAAUCCUGAGCUGGGCUACGAGAGAGCUUUUCUGGCAGUGUCUGUGAAAUUGUUAGCAUACCUUUCCCGGAAAGUUCCAGCUGUGGCCCGUCGAAUCCAGCUUGUGGAGCUGAUUAAUGGGAACCGUGAAGUGAGAGGAUACAUUGAGACCCAUGGUGGCUGGGAGAACUUUGAAAACUGAUGGAAAAGGCUACUCUGCCUCCCAGGAAGUGAAAUGGCAGCUUUGAAUGACUUAAACUAUUAAACUGUUUUCUGAAAAUUGUUUGCCCAGCCAUCAGUCUUUCUACUUCCAUCUGCCCCGAAGAUCGAUCCAGUCACUAAUUGGGACACCUCAACACGUAGCUAUUCUUCCACACCAGAUGUUGCUCUCUUGUUCUUGCACUUAUUCAUUUAUUUACAAAUAAUUUGUAGGAUUGAUUUUGUUUCCCUCCAACACAGGCUGUAAAUGCAACUUUUAAGUGUGAGGACUGACAGUGACACUUUUGUUCUGCAAGCUUUUGUCCUACCCUGUAACCCCGAAGGGAGAGGGAGCCAGAGAUGGCUGCCUAGUAUCAUGCUGGGAAACAGAAAGCCAAGGAAUUGAGUCUGAGGAAGCUAAAAAGGAGGCAUUGUGAACAAGAAUGCUAUUUAUGGCAGAGCCCACAGAUGUGAGAACUGGUAGCACUGAACACUGUUGGCCAUCCUACUUCUCUAGCGCUCUAAAGAGUUAACAGAUUUCUACAGUUAGGGGAAUUGUCUUCCAUAGCUGGCCAUGCUCACUGAAAGCCCGUUCAAACCUCCUUCUGCUACCUCUGAGUUGGUAUUAACAGAGGCACUCACAUACAAUCCCUCAGGAGCUAUUGGUAUAUAUGCUCUGCAGUAAAAUCAGCUACACUAAGUCUGUGCCUUAGCCUGUGCCGCAUUACACUUGGGUUUGCUGGAGUGACUCCAUAAGGAUUCAAGGUUUUACAUGAUCCUGCAGUUUGCAGAGAGCUCUUUGGGAUGCUGCUGUUGAAUCAGCUCAUUAUAUGAGUAGCUCAGUGAAACAAGGCCUACAUACCAUAUAGGACUCUGUGGGAGAGCCAGCUCAACCUGGAAUGUCCCAUCCCAAAUCAUCACCAGGGUGGUCAUAGAGAGAUGGUUCCACCCCACCAGGGGUCCCCUCAGAAGCCAGCUGCUGCUACUCAAGGGAUCUAUAGGGAGUUGUUUGGAAUUCCUCUGUUAACCCACUUCCAUACUCGGCUCUGACACCUAUAUGAAAUCAGUGGGUCAGUGAUGUCUGGGCUGAAAGGCAGAUGAGCACAGUGGCCCAACUUAAUGUAUUUUUAAUAAGAUGAGCAAAUGAAUCUGUAUCUAUGCAAACUAUAUGAAUUUGAUUGCAUCCUUUCCCUCUCAUCUUGUCACUUGUCUCAUACUGUCAGUUGUUCAGGGGAGUGAUCACAUCUCCUAUUGUGUGCUUGUACAGUACCCAACACACAAGGCUCCAAUCCUCUUUUGGGGUCUCUAGGCAAUAGGGUAAUUAUUAAAUACUUAAUUCCAAUCUGGAUCUGGGUCUUGUGGGCCCCUUGGAGUGGAAAUCUGGCAGUGUAUGAGCUGGCUUGAGGGAAAGUAGUUGUGCUGCUAGUUGAUUUAAUUAGGGGAUUUGCCCUUACAGCCUCUCAAACGGAAGAUGUCAAUUUAAAAAUCAGGUUGCAAACUAGUCUCUCUCUCUGUUACUAACACACCCUAGAUCACUGGAAGGGAAAGAAUCUAAAAAUCCAGUUUGUCAUUCUUAUGCACUUAAUUUGCUAUCUGCAUUUCUCUCUACUUGGACAAUGGCAUCAGUUUCACUGGCAUACAGUUAGCUUCUAGGCCAGGGGCUUAAUGUGAGCAUGUUUGGGUUUCAAACUCUGCAGGUCAGUGUUUGUUUUAAAAUGGUUGUUUUCCCUUAGAAUUUUCACACACUUUUGUUGCUCUGCAGUUACAUGAAGGAUUGCUUUUACAAAAUUUAAAUUUGACAGAAACCUCUCUUUUGGGGAUAGAGAGGUUUGUUGCACUCAGAAAACCAGGCACGAGUUCUGCAGAAGUACUCUGAACUGGAUUUGUGACCAAAAUCCAAUAAUUAUGCCAUUUUGCUUGUUUUUUGCGAGUCUGUAACUAACUCUGAAAUCCCCCAAAGGCUUUGCUUUACUGGCUGUCUGUCCAGGGACACUCAAUCUGAGAUUUUCACUACUGGUACAGAAUCUUUUGAGUGUCUAGGAAGUUUAGGGGGGUUUUCUCCUCUCGUAUCUGGUUCCCAGUUUGAAGUCUUCUCCUUUCUGCCACUGUAGACUCACUCUGGGUGUUUGGGUCUUGUCAGCUGGAGAAGUUUCACUAGGAAGUUGUAUAAGGUGGAGUAGUUUGGCAUAGUGGAUUUUUUUUAAAAGGCUAAUGGAGUUGGAGUCCCUUGACCCUGUCUCCUAGCAGUGAUGUCUGGUGGAGCAGGACUAGGUACUCUGGCCUGGAUCUGGGGAAGCCUGGCUGGGAAGGGUGGGCCCUAAAUAUACACCCAGGCAUUAUCUCUGUCUAGGAACCUUAUGUAGGUUUCAGAUUAAUGUGAUGAAUGCACAAGCUAACUGAACCUGUUUUGUAUGCACAGCAUCUGUCAAAUGCAUUUUUAGAACAUAGAGUAUAGCUCACAUGCAAACGAGAGAAUUAUAAAUGUGACUGGAAACUGGAUUUUGCAUAUUGUCUUUGUUGCUAGAACAAUCUGUGUAUUCAGAGUUUAUCAAUACAUUGCUUCCUGUAUGCUGAAUGGUGUACAGAGAAGUGUGGUCUCUUGGGUGACCCAGUGUGCUGGAGGUAUCCAGAUGUUCUACUGAUAACAGGUCCAGAUGACUGCACCUUCCUGUGCCAGGGAGGAGUCAAUAUCGCAUUGCUGAUGAUGGCCUGGAAAUUAGAUGUCACCAAAGACCAUGCGAGUCUCUUUGACCUUCUCUUGAUGGGAUGAUGGAGGAUGCACUUCAAAGAUUCUGGAAAUGAAAUCUUAAAAAUAAAAUAUUUGUUUGUUUUAAUCUAAAACUAAAGGAUAUUUUCAUUGUAAUGUGCGUUCUGAUUGUGUUUGAACCCUGCACUCAAACCCACUCAGAGCAUCCCUGUAUGAAACCCAGCAAGUGGUCAAGUAAUCUAGAUGUUGCAUAGCCACCCGCCCUUGUAUACAGAAGAUCAGCAGGAUAAAUAUAGAUGCAUCAUCCUGGCACAUUAGGAGUUGAAUCUUGUAUAUUGGAAAAAUAAUUUUCCUAGAUUUCCCUGCAGGUUCCGGAUUUGAUUUAUGCUCAUGAUUAAUUUGGGCCUCUUAUAUAUUUCUUGAAUGGGCAUCUUUAUUAGUGAAUAAGGGUAUGGUUGGGUCAAGCUACAAGCAGGCAGCUCACUCUUAAAGAAGCAUGACAUUCUCAUUUAUCAAGGAUUUGGGACAAAUUUAUAAUCCAUGGAUACCUUUGAUUUUGUUAAUACAUGUUUACUGGUAGUUUUUUUUAUAAUUCAAAGUAUCCAUAUUUUAAUCAAAUAUCUCCAGGCUUAUGGUAUAUAAAAGGAGAGGAAACAAUUGGUAAGGUGUCAUGAUUAUGAUUUAUCAUAAGAGCAAAGUAUCAGGUUUUUGCUAGCAAAGAGCUGUAACUCACUACAGUAUUAGUCUUAGGACUCCACUUCUGUUGGUAUUUGAUUUUGUUUUUUAAACCUCAUGCCAAUACCACAUGAGAAAACAGUUCCACUGAUAUGAACAGAAAUGUAAAGCAAUUAAAAUUUUACACUUAAAAUUUUUUUUUUCAGAGAAUAAGUAUACAAUACGUUAAGACUUGGUGGGCCAAAGAUUUACUGCUUGGGAGUAAGUAUAUCGGAGCGCACAUUACUGGCAAUACCCAGAAGCGGUGUUCUAGGGAGAACUGCUAGCUUCCAGCAGUGCAGAAGCAGGGAAACUGCUUCUGUUCAGUAAAUAAGCUUUUUUCCUUGAUCAUGGGUUUAAAAAGCUUCAGUAGAAAUGGAAAUUGUCUUUAUAAAUAUUGUAAAAUAUUUACAGCAAAUAAAAUAAAAUAAAAUCAAAACCUA